This is a messenger RNA of Coregonus sp. 'balchen', 3147 nucleotides long. Lineage: Eukaryota; Metazoa; Chordata; Actinopteri; Salmoniformes; Salmonidae. The record is from the annotation of a GenBank genome assembly.
AUGGCUGCCACAUCUCUUCUGCUCCUGCUGUUCACUCUCCUGCCCACUCAAGGGCUCACAGGUAAGACCAAACUUUACCUAUCACUUCAACCUAUCACAUGUCCACUCACACUUCCACUCACUCUGGCAGUUACCAGAGGAUGACAUUUGACCCUCUAAUCAUGGACUGCAGAAAACUGCAAAGUGACACUGAUUUGGUUGUAUGGCAAGAGCAUAACAACUCACAAGAUGAUCACAAAUUAUAGUCUUUGAAUUCUAGUAGAUUAAAGACCACUGUUGUUUAUUUGGGUUUCAUUGGGGGUAUCUCUCUGUCUCUACCAGCCCACCAGGACUCUGGCAUUGUGAAUGGAGAAAAGACCAAAAGCAACUCUAAACACUACAUGGUCUCUGUGCAGGAGAGGAACAAGGAAACGGGAAAGGAGGAACAUAUCUGUGGAGGGUUCCUUGUGUCAGAUAAUUUUGUCAUGACGGCCGCUCACUGCUACACAUGGUAAUUGUGUUUUACUCUUAUCCUAUUGAACUUUGAGUGAGAAAAUGAAUUCUACAACUUUAACUACUCACACCAAGAAGUCAUACGUGCAGAUUUGCUUUAUAACAGGGGUGUCAGACAAAUUUUGCCCCGGGGCCACAUUCAGUCUACAAUGAGGUCCGGAGGUCCGCACAGUAAAUGUGUUAUAUUUCCUUCGCCGUCAAAAUGUGCAAAAAAUUGCAAAACACAGUUUCCGAUACUCCCUGACUGUCUAGCUUUAAUUUGGGUGAUUAUUAAAUUAAAUUAGGUUUUAGUCAUUUUAAAGUUUGUUCCCCCCCCAUUAAAAAAAAAGCAUUAUUCAUAUUAUUGUAUUUUCUAUAAAUAUUUUUACACUAACCACUCCACGUGCCAGAUUGGACUCCCUUGCUGUAGAAUGUUCUGUGUGCUUAGAUGCUCAGUGAGUAGUGUGUUGUUUCCUCUUCAUAGGGGUGUGCUAUAUGGAAGUAAGUCAAAGCUUAUAGAGGAAAGGAAGUACAAUAGCUCCAGUGAUAUCCUCCAAGUUAGUGGAAAAUCACAAUCUAUAUUUUCAGUGAACUAUUGCCAUUCAGUAAUUGUUACUUUGUCCUCGUAGUGGUGUGCAGCUGACGGUUGUGGUUGGUGUUCAUAACAUUAAAACGUGGGAACAUUCAGCUCACAGGAUUGGUGUGAAAAGUUAUUACAUCAAUGGUUACGAUGCCAAAACGGACAAGAAUGACAUCAUGCUGUUGGAGGUAAAUGAGAGGGGAAGUAAUGAAGUGUGUGUAGGGGGUAACUAGAGUUUGUUAUAAAACCUAUUUAAAUCAGGUGUGAUGUAUAUGAUGUUGUAUGAUUACCUUCCCAGAAGGGAAUUGUGUAGCAUACAAAUACUUAACCCAUUUAAUUUAUAGUUCAUUUGGGAAUCUACAGUACUUGCUUUAUUGGUCCAUUUGCAGGGAUAUUCUUUAUUUCUUUCUGUCACAGUACCCGACCUGACACACAACACAUGGGACUCUAACUGCAAUCCUGUACUCUAAAUGCAGCUCAAGACACCCACCCCAAGGCGGAGUUCUGUGAAGCCGAUCCCGGUCCCUAAGAAGGACCUGCACAUCAAGGCUGGGUCCAUCUGUAAUGUGGCAGGAUGGGGAGCCACUGAAACAAAUGGCUUUGCAAGCGCAGACCUAUUGGAUGUGAAUGUCACUGUUGUAGACAGAGGUGACUGCCAGAGAACUUGGGGAAGAGCCAUACCCACUUCUAUGAUAUGUGCCGGUGGUACUGCUGAUGAGAAAGGCAUUUGUCAGGUACGGUUAUAAAGUAUAGUUAAUUCUGAAAUUAUUAAUAAAAGUAAUAUACAGGUAUAUUAUAUGAUAUAAAUAUAUACACUGAGUGUUCAAAACAUUAGGAACACCUUCUGCCCUCAAAACAGCCUCAAUUCGUCGGGGCAUGGACUCUACAAGGUGUUGAAAGCAUUCCACAGGGAUGCUGGGCCAUGUUGACGCCAAUGCGUCCCACAGUUGUGUCAAGUUGGCUGGAUAUCCUUUGGGUAGUGGACCAUUGUUGAUGCACAUGGGAAACUGUUGAGCGUGAAAAACCCAGCAGCGUUGCAGUUCUUGACACACUCAAAUUGGUGCGCCUGGCACCUACUACCAUAUCUCUUUCAAAGGCACUUAAAUCUUUUGUCUUGCCCAUUCACCCUCUGAAUGGCACACAUACACAAUCCAUGUCUCAAUUGUCUCAAGGCUUAAAAAUCCUUCUUUAACCUGUCUUCUCCCCUGAUUGAAGUGGAUUUAACAGGUGACAUCAAUAAGGGAUCAUAGCUUUCACCUGGAUUCACCUGGUCAGUCUAUGUCAUGGAAGGUGUUCUUAAUGUUUUGUACACUCAGUGUAUGCAUAUAUACACUACAUGACCAAAAUAUGUGGACACCCCUUCAAAUUAGUGGAUUUGACUAUUUCAGCCACACCCGUUGCUGACAGGUGUAUAAAAUCAAGAGCCCUGUCCUCAACCCAAUCGAACAACUUUGGGAUGUAUUGGAACGCCGACUGCGAGCCAGGUUUAAUCGCCCAACAUCAGUGCCGGACCUCACUAAUGCUCGUGGCUGAAUGGAAGCAAGUCCCGGCAGCAAUAAUAAUAUUAAUAAUAUGCCAUUUAGCAGACGCUUUUAUCCAAAGCGACUUACAGUCAUGCGUGCAUAAUUUUUUUUGUGUUUAGUGGGAUCGAACCCACUACCUUGGCGUUACAAGCGCCGUGCUCUACCAGCUGAGCUAGAGGACCACAAACAGCAAUGUUCCAACAUCUAGUGGAAAACGUUCCCAGAAGAGUGGAGGCUGUUGUAGCAGCAAAGGGGGGACCAACUCCAUAUUAAUGCCCAUGAUAUCGGAAUGAGGUGUCCACUCACCUUUGGCCAUGUAGUGUAUAUAUAUAUAUAUAUAUAAAAUACUUGUUUUUCAAAUGUAGAGUAACUGUUUCUUCACGUCUUUGUUUCAACCAUUCAUUUCAGGGAGAUUCAGGUGGUCCUCUGGUGUGUGGAGGGACAGCAGUGGGAGUUGUGUCCUUCAACGAUGCAGACUACUGCAACCAGUCGAGAGCACCCAAUGUCUACACCAACAUAUCAACCUAUCUCCCCUGGAUCAAGAAAGUCACUGGACUUAAAUCAGUCAACUAA